Molecule: messenger RNA, 1339 nt
Organism: Betta splendens (Siamese fighting fish)
Lineage: Eukaryota; Metazoa; Chordata; Actinopteri; Anabantiformes; Osphronemidae
Product: calretinin-like
Exons: 11
Coding region: 89-904 (271 amino acids)
Biological process (GO): regulation of presynaptic cytosolic calcium ion concentration; regulation of long-term synaptic potentiation
Cellular component (GO): synapse; terminal bouton; nucleus
Molecular function (GO): calcium ion binding
Source: RefSeq, a predicted model, not a curated record
AGCUGCCCACAUUACAACCGAGCUCCACACCGGGGAAAGUUUACAUCCAACUAUCCCAGCCGACUGAACGCACGGAGAAACCGCGGAGAUGGCAACUCAAGCCGAGCAGCCGCCUCCCCUGCACCUGGCCGAGCUCACCGCCGCGCAGUUCAUGGACAUCUGGAAGCAUUUUGAUUCAGACGGAAACGGCUACAUCGAGGGGAAGGAGCUGGAGAACUUCUUCCAGGAGCUGGAGAAGGCGCGACGAGGCGCAGGCAUGGAUCCUUCUCACGCUGCAUUCAAAGAAAAGAUGAAGGAGUUCAUGAGCAGCGUCGACAAGAACGCUGAUGGGAGAAUUGAGAUGUCAGAGUUGGCUCAGAUUCUGCCAACGGAGGAAAACUUCCUGCUUUGCUUCAGAGAGUUUGUGGGAUCCAGCACUGAGUUCAUGGCAGCCUGGAGGAAGUAUGACACUGACCGCAGUGGAUACAUUGAGUCAAAUGAGCUGAAGGGUUUCCUGUCAGACCUGCUGAAGAAAGCGAACAGAAUCUACGAUGACAAGAAGCUCAAUGAGUACACGCAGACCAUCUUAAUGAUGUUUGAUCUUAACGGAGACGGUAAACUGGGCCUCUCUGAGAUGGCAAGGCUCCUGCCAGUCAAUGAGAACUUCCUGCUGAAAUUCAAGGGCAUCAGACUCUCAGUUAAAGAAUUUGACGCCAUCUUCACCUACUAUGACAAGGAUGGGAACGGAUAUAUUGAUGAGCAGGAGCUUGAUGCUCUGCUGAAGGACCUCUGUGACAAGAACAGAAUGGAUUUGGCCACAACAGGACUGGACGCGUACAAGAAGAGCAUCAUGGCUCUGUCUGAUGGAGGGAAGCUGUACCGCACUGAGCUGGAGAUCGUCCUCUGCCGGGACUCCAUGCUGUGACCUCCCUGCAUGGGGCCCUGUCACCCCCCCCGUUGCCUCCUGCGUCCUACCUCCUGACGUAACCUGGUGCAUGUGUGACCCUUAACCUUCACUACACCACAUAGAGUGAAACAAAAAGUGCAAAAGUGCUCCUGAAAGCACAAAGUGAACUGCUGGCCCUGCUGUUUUACAUUAGCCCUCCGAGUUGUUUUCUUUUUUACACGCAGUUCCAUAGUGAAGAAACGUCUAGAGUAACAUAUUCCCAUUUUACAGAUGCAUUUGUAUUUUUUACAUUUAUCUCAUAUGUUCCUCUCCAACUGAAUUCACAUCUAUAACAUCUGUUAUUUAGUUUUAUUUAUUUGUAUUUAAUUUAAUAUGAGCUUGUUUUAUUUGAUGAGGCUUGUACUGUUCUAUUAAAGAUAUAACUGAGAGAAUGAAUAAAUAUAAUAUGACAAC